Messenger RNA from Nomia melanderi (Alkali bee), 2125 nucleotides. Its product is annotated as ubiquitin-conjugating enzyme E2 R2. The record is from RefSeq and is a predicted model, not a curated record. Lineage: Eukaryota; Metazoa; Arthropoda; Insecta; Hymenoptera; Halictidae.
GCAACGCUGACGCAGAAGGUACGUCAGCUGUUUUGUUAGAGUUGCGUGCAUCGGGAAUGGUGUAUUGUUGACUGCAGGGAUAUACUUCGCAGUUUGUAGCUUCGACCGUAUUUCUUUGUUUGUUUGGUGUGCAGAAUCGUAUAUUGUAUCCAUCGUAGAGAGCAUCCGACCGCGCGUGGAAGGAUCACGACGCAUCGAGGCACGGCCAAGGAAAUCACGGUGGAGGCCUCGAAUUAUCUGGUGGAGAAAACCGUUGGAAAUUGAUUCUCUCGGGGAAGAGUAGUGUUCGCAAAGGCGUCCGUCCGACUGUGGUGUACCGUGCUACCACUUCAGGAGGUUUGGGACGUUCUACGUUUCUGGAACAGGCUGCAACCGUAAUUCCAGAAGCAAAAUAAUGGCACAACCGACUAGCUCAGCGCUUAGGGCGCUCGCCCUCGAGUACAAAAGCCUUCAAGAGGAACCCGUCGAGGGUUUCCGCGUGAAACUCGUUAACGAGGACAACAUGUUUGAGUGGGAAGUAGCUAUCUUCGGCCCCCCGGAUACGCUCUACCAAGGUGGAUACUUCAAGGCACACAUGAAGUUCCCGCCGGAUUAUCCGUACAGUCCGCCAAGCAUUCGGUUUAUGACGAAAGUUUGGCACCCGAACGUGUACGAGAAUGGAGAUCUGUGCAUAUCGAUCCUGCAUCCGCCCGUAGACGAUCCGCAGAGCGGUGAGCUGCCGUGCGAGAGGUGGAAUCCAACACAGAACGUCAGGACGAUCCUGCUGUCGGUGAUCUCGCUCCUGAACGAGCCGAAUACGUACAGCCCCGCCAACGUGGAUGCCUCGGUGAUGUAUAGGCGCUGGCGCGACUCCAAGGGUCGGGACAAAGAGUACGAAAAUAUCAUAAGGAAGCAAGCACAGGCGGCUAAGAUGGAGGCGGAGAAGGAAGGCAUCGUGGUCCCGGUGACGCUAGAGGACUACUGCAUAAAGACGCACGCGAGGCCUGCCGAGCAGCAACUCGACAUGACGGACUUCUACGACGACGAGUACGAGCUGGACGACGACGAGAACGAUCAAUUGAGCGCCAGCGAGUACGAGGACGGGGACGACAGCGGCAACGGGGAGUCGUGAUCCAUUUCUUAAAAGGGACGACGAAAAGCAAAAAAAACAAGAUAAAUAAAAUAAAUGAAUAAACUCGAAUAUUAACAAAACAACAAGAAAAAGCAACAAAAAAAAUAAGAAUCGCUAAUUAUUAUCAGUUCUGUAUAGAUUAAUAAAUUAACGGGCUUCUAAACCGGACGCUCUAUCUCUCUAUCUCUAUCUCUCUGUCUCUCUGUCUUUCACUCUGUAUCUCUGUCUCUGUCUCUAUUCAGACGUGCCACCUAUAUAAAUUCUUAACAUUACGCGUAAUCGAAACCACCUCGUUUUCCUCGUUGACCGUUCCAUUGUAGCGGACUAUCGCGAGCACGAAAUAUAUUUCAGGAUGUCGUCAAUUACCGCGCCGUUUCCUCGUCCUAACGACGUUUAGGUGAGACGAACGUACAGCGAGAGUUCGUCCCAUUUUUAGCGUUCGCCGCCGUCGCCGUCGCCGUCGCCGUCGUCGUCUUCGUCCUCAUCCUCGUCGCGCGCGUUCUCUUUUCUUUCUCCUAUUUGUUCUACGCUGAAUGAGAGAUUCGUCUUGCGGUCUUGUGACUUCCGGUUGAACUGUAAAAUUCUAUUGAAUAGAGCGUACGAUUGUAACGGCUACACCCUUGAGCGAAGAAUGUCGAAAUUCUAGGAUAUUAAUCCGUCAGGAAAUGCUCGCGUUCACAAGCUGUUUAACUUAAGCAAUAUACGGGUGUGAUGAUGAUGAUGAUGAUAAUGAUGAUGAUGGUGAUGGUAAUGCUGCUGCUGCUGCUGCUACAGAUGAUGAUGAUGAUGAUGAUGAUGAUGACGGUGAUAGAAGUAUAUACUUCGGUUAGGAACACUGUGCUUGUUUCGUUGUGGUCGGCACGUCUAUCUUUUAACUAGGAGAAAGGAAUAUUGGAAGGAGAAGGACCAAUUGAUUUACCUCGCUUAGGCGAUCGGCCGUGUCGACAAAGUAAAGGAAUACAAAGCGAGAUGAGAAAAGUAAAUAAGUAAAUAAAUAAAUAAAUAAAUACAUAA